AUGCCUAGAGGAGUCGAGGAAGUAGAAGACUCACUGGAGUCGAUAGAUGAUUAUGACUGUCAGCAGGAAUCCGAAUGUCGAGCUGAAGAGUCUCUGGUGUACGACGAAGAUCAACUUAACAGGCUUCAUGAACCCAAGCAGGAGGACUCAAAGGAACAAAGGCAGAGUCGAUCAGAGCGCAGGAAAGGCACAGAAGAACAGUCCUCGGAUCCUCUAGAGCCCGAACAGAAACGGAGGAAGCUCAUAAAAGAGAUCGAAGAGUUAAACAGAGACAUCCAAUCCAACCGACAGCGCCCCAAUGAAUUAUGGCGUAUAUCACCGAAAUGA
Haemonchus placei is the source of this 327-nucleotide messenger RNA. The record is from the annotation of a GenBank genome assembly. NCBI's taxonomy places the organism in Eukaryota, Metazoa, Nematoda, Chromadorea, Rhabditida, Trichostrongylidae.